Molecule: messenger RNA, 299 nt
Organism: Ruditapes philippinarum (Manila clam)
Lineage: Eukaryota; Metazoa; Mollusca; Bivalvia; Venerida; Veneridae
Source: RefSeq, a predicted model, not a curated record
CAUCCACACAGUCAGAUUCAGAGCGUACACUGACGUAUGAGAUAAUUGAGAAAGGAAGUAUACAAGGACGUUCAUUGCUUACCGAUUCUCAAGGUUAUUGUUACGUCAUAAAGGAACGACGACCUAAGUCCACGGUGUGGAGGUGUUCUGUAAGAAGUGCGAAGUUGACUUGUCCAGCACGUGUAACGCAAAAGGGUGAGACCUUCUCGGCGAAUAGCAAAGACCACGUGCAUGCUCCAGAACCGGAACAAGCCAUUCGUGCGAAGGUCACAGCAAAGGUGUGUAAUAUUCUGAAAUAA